CUAGUUAAGACUUAAGAGUGGUUAAAAUUGUUAUUAUUCUCUUCUUUCUCUCCCUCUCCCGGAAAUCGAGAUAGGUCCUUUUUCCGAACCCUAAUUUCCGUCUGCCCCAAAACUUUUCUUUUUGCCUUUCCUCUUCAAGUUCCCAAUUGCUUCUUCUGUCAAUUCUGCAAUGGAGAUGAUGGAUCACAGAAACUACAGCGGUAAUAUGUACAAUCUGUUCGUGAAGCACUUGGACGGGAAAACCUUAACCCUAAUAUUCCCUUCUCCGAUCCUCUUCGCCAAAACCAUAAAGGAUCGCCUCUUCGACCUUACCGGCAUCCCGCCGCACCACCAACGCCUCGUAACCGGUUUCCGCCACCUCAACGAUGAAGGAUCGGCCAUCUGCUCGCCGGAUGAGGAGGAGGAGGAGCGGCGGCUGGAGAAGGUUGCGGAGGAGUUCCUGAAGAAGCAGAUGAAGAAAGGUAAGAAGGGUGCUGGCGAUGGAGAAGCUCACAAGUAUGUUGCCAAGUAUAGGGAAGAGUCUGAGCGCUGUGUCGCCGAGGUUGCAGAGUCUGUGAAGGAGGCUUUGAAGUCUCUCAAUGGUAAGAGAAAGGGUUCUGAAGCUGCACUGGAGAAAGCUGAUUCUAAGAAGUUGAAGAUAUGGAUGGGGAAGAGAAAAUUGAAUGAAAGUGAUAGUGACGAUUCUGAUGAGAGUGAUGAUGAAGGGGGGAAUCAGAAAUCCAUUGUGUUGAAUAGCCAGACUGAAUCGGAUACUAAUAAGGCGGAAGGCAGUUCGGAUUCAGUAUCUUGUAAGAAACAGAGCGGAGACUCUUCUGGUGCAGGCUCUUGUGAAAGUGGAUCUGAAGAGGAGAGAGAAACUGUACUAGAAGGCAAAGUAGAAGCUGUUGGAUCCCCGUGUGGCGAGGCCACUGAGGCCAAACUCAUUGAUGCUGUUGAACCUGUUGUAUAUGAAGAGAUGAUAGGGGCUGCUACAAUGCCUUGUUCAGAGUCAAUAACUGUGAUUAGUGUUGAAGAUAAUGGACAUCAGGAUUGCAAUGGAGCUGUUGGUCAAGCCUCAGAUAAUCUAAGCUCAGAAAAUGGGGCUGGUGCAAGCAAAUCGAAUGACAUGGAGAUUGAUGAAUCUCUUCAGCAUAAAGCGUUAGUCCAUGAAGAAAUCUCACCAAGUACUAGCAUUCCCGCAUUGGAGGAGCCUCUGAAUUUUGAAGCUUUUAAUUCAGCUGCAGAGCUUGAGGUUCUUGGCUUGGAAAGGUUAAAAUCUGAAUUGCAAUCUCGUGGGCUGAAAUGUGGAGGAACUUUGCAGGAGCGUGCUGCCAGGCUUUUUCUUUUGAAAUCCACUCCACUGGAGAAAAUUCCAAAGAAGCUGCUUGCGAAGAAAUGAGCAGCGCUAUAUGGGCAUCAACCUGAAAAGCUGAUCUCUUUUUGUACAGUAUCUUAUAGCUAUACUAGUUUUUCUUUGCAGGCAGAGGCGAGUGUAUCUUGACUUGGGAACAGAAUAAUUCUCGUUUUUCUCCCCUGUUCCUUUUAUGAAUCACUCUGGCUGUGUAUGUGUAUUCAAUGUGAAACCAGUCUAAUGCAUCACAGUCACGGACAGUUCUAAUUUACCCUUAAGAAUUAAGAUGACUCUAAAUUUUCUAAUAUUUAAAUGGCUGAUGCUGGCCUUCAAGUUCAAGUACACUGAAUGCAGGGCCUAAUAAAUGAUUUGCCUGCGAA
Molecule: messenger RNA, 1710 nt
Organism: Arachis duranensis
Lineage: Eukaryota; Viridiplantae; Streptophyta; Magnoliopsida; Fabales; Fabaceae
Exons: 3
Coding region: 170-1378 (402 amino acids)
Cellular component (GO): nucleus
Source: RefSeq, a predicted model, not a curated record